This is a messenger RNA of Heterostelium album PN500, 4317 nucleotides long. Its product is annotated as calcium-binding EGF-like domain-containing protein. Gene Ontology annotation, molecular function: protein binding. The coding region runs from base 1 to 4317 and encodes 1438 amino acids. The record is from RefSeq and is a predicted model, not a curated record. NCBI's taxonomy places the organism in Eukaryota, Evosea, Eumycetozoa, Acytosteliales, Acytosteliaceae. The transcript is spliced from 5 exons.
AUGUCUGUCUCUAAAAUAAAGAUGAAUAAAAAGAAUAGAAAUUAUUACAAUAUUUUACAUUUAAUAUUUAUUAUUGUAAAUCUACAAAUUAUAUCAAUAAAUGCACAGCAAUAUAUUUGGGAGUAUGCAUAUCCCCCCGAAUCAAGUGGUUGUGGUGAUCCACCAACCAGAGUUUCUUCAUUUGUUGUUGGUCAGUGUUACACUUAUGAAAGUGGAAGUAUUAUUUACACAACCUCUGGAGCAUCAAUUACUAUGACCCAUUAUAUUGGUCAAGGGUGUUCAGGUAGUCCGAUUACCACUGAUUUAACUGGUCCUUGUUAUCUUAUUUUUUUAAAAAAAUACACAAUUCAAACAACACCAGUAGUUCCAUCAGAAGGUUAUCUUUAUUUUGAGAGAUGGGCAUCUUCAUCAAGUCCAUGUUCAAAUAUCAAUCCUAUUAAAACAGUUUUGAAACCUGGUGUUUGUAGUUUUCAGGAUGCAAGCUCUCUUUUUUUCGUUGGUUCUGCAAUUUCACCUUCUAGUUUAAGUUUAGGUUACUCUGGAGAACAUACUUGUCCGAGUCUUUCUAAAGUAACUUAUACUUCUUCUCCGUGUACAAACAAUGCUGAUAGAAUUAUGAAUGCUUUUAGUGUACCUUCACUUUCAAUCACAUUUAGUUCAAUCAGUUACAUUGGUUAUAAUUCAAUUAGUUUUACCGUUGAUGUUAAUUUCCCAUCCAGUACACUGAAGAUUCAAUAUCUAAGUGGUAGUACUUAUGCUUCAACAACUUGUAAUUCAAUUUCAAAUGGUCAAACAUGUACAAUUAACAAUAUUCCUACUGGAAUUACAACAAAUAUUAAAGCUACUCAAAAUGAAAUACCUCCAUUUGGUGGUCCUAGUUCAGUUACUUCAGGUACUUUCACAAUGCCAACACCUGAUUCUAUGAAAUCUCUAGAUGUCAUAAGUAAAACAACUAAAACCAUAACUGUAAGUUAUAGCUCUGUACAAGGUGUUAAUGGUAUAACUACUUUUGUUGUUAAAGCAGAUGGAAAAAUAGUUAGUGGAUGUUCAUUCUCUCAAUGCUCUAUCACUGGAUUACUCCCAGGACAAGCUGUAACGAUUGUUGUCAAUGCUGUUAAUUAUGGCACAGACUCCAAUAUCAUGUCACUUUCAUUAAGUACCUAUCCUGCUGUAAACACACCAACUCUAUCAAUCACAAAUACACCAACUUCAAUAACUGCAACAUAUCAAUCUUUAGAUGGAAUCCCAGGUGCCACAACCAAUCAAAUUCUUUUAAACAAUGUAAUCCAAACUCAAUGUACAUCUUCACCAUGUACAAUAUCUGGAUUGACUACUCUUUCCACUUAUAAUGUACAAUUAAAUUCAAUCAAUGAUGGUGAUUCUGUCCAAUCAGCUAUCCAAACAGUAAAGUUAUGGGAUUUCCUGGGAGUUCCAACACUUUCAACUUCAAUGAAAACUAAAAGUGCCAUAUUAAGUUUCUCAGUAACUGGAGGUGAUCCAACAUUAACAAGAUAUAGUAUAUCUGUAAAUGGAGAUAACUAUGCUGCAUGUCAAUCAAUUUCACUUCAAACUUGUACUGUCACUGGGCUUAUUCCAAGUACAUCUUAUAUAUUCGAAGUAGCCGCCUCUAAUGCAGGAACAAUUCAGUCCAAAUCAUUUUCAGCUUCAACUUAUUCAGAAAUCAGUGCUGGAUCAGUAUCUCAACAAUUAGUGACAACCAAGUUAAUUUCGGUGAACUAUGGUGUUAGUGGAGGUGUUGUUGAUGAGACAAAUUAUACCGUUACAUAUAAUGAUAUAAAUGCACCUGGUUGCAUUGAUAUACCAACAACAAAUUGUACAAUUAAUAAUUUACAACAAACAACAUCAUAUAUUAUUAAAGUAGUUGCUAUCAAUAAUGGAAAAUCUGUGACAAUGUCAAAUACUUUUAAUACCUUCACAAAUAUUGAUAUUCCGACUCUAUCAGUAAUUGGUACACCAACUUCAAUAUUUGCUCGAUAUUCAACAAAUAAUGGAGUACCAUCACCAUCAACUCUUUAUAAAGUAAUGUUAAAUGGAAUCGAAAAUUCAGCAUGUACUGGUACAUCAAAAGAGUGUUUAAUUGAAGGAUUGGUAACAUCAAAUACAUAUACUGUCCAAGUUUCAGCAAUCAAUGAUGGAACAACAACACAAUCAGCUAUCAAAUCAGUUAAGCUAUGGGAUAUCAUGAGUGAACCAAUUAUCAUAUCGAAAUCACUCACUCGUGAAAUUAAUAUCAAAUAUUCAGCACCAGGAGGUAAUCCACUAGAUACUUCAUUUGUUGUUACAAUGAAUGGUGUUGUUCUUACAUCACAAGAUUGUACUGAUACUCAAGCAACCGCAUCUGGAGAAUGUGUUGUGAACAACCUUACACCAAAUACUACUUACAAAUUUGAAGUUAAAGCAACAAAUGGAGCAAGUGUACUAAUUUCAACAUUGGAUGUCAAGACCUAUCCAUUGAUAUCAAACUUAAAAGUACAACUUGAUAGUAUCACAACCAAAGAAUUAUCAAUUUCAUAUUCUUCUGAAAAUGGUGUUCCUGAUGUCACCACAUACACUGUAUCAUUAAAUGGUGCCCCAGUGACUGGAUGUACUACUGUAACGACAUUACAAUGUAUAAUGAAAGGAUUAACAAGUGGAUCUAUUCAAACUAUUGAUGUUUCAGUAGAUAAUGAUCAAACUACUUUGUCCUUGCAAAGCAAGUAUGAUACAAUUAAAGAAGUAACCCAACCAAUAAUCACAACAUCUCAAUCUUCAAUCGAAUCAAUUGAAAUUAAAUAUCAGACUGAAUUUGGAGUUCAAGGUUCAACAUAUGAUGUUAUUGUCAAUGGAUCAAUUCUUUGUGCAAAUACAACAGAGUUGACAUGUAUUUUUAAUGGUGUAUUUCUUGGUUCUCUAUAUUCUAUUAAAGUUAUUGUUUAUAAUGAUGGAGCGACAAAGAAUGAUGAAAUAUCUCAUAAAACUUAUGAGUCACCAACAUCUGUAGAAUUGGAAACAAUUCCAAGUGAAUCAAGUAUUCUUGCCAAAUGGAAUUCAAGUAGAAAUGGUAUCCCAGGUUCAACACUUUACAAUACUUCAAUAUCUUACAACUCCAAGACUUGGAUUGAUAUUUGUUCAAUGAUAACUAAAUUAGAAUGUAAUAUUACCAAUUUAGGAUCAGCAACUAAUUACUCAGUUCGUGUCAUUGUAAUCAAUUCUUUCUAUGAACCAGUUAAGACCACAAGCACUUUAACAACUCUACAAUUCAUAAACAAUGGCAAUGAUUGCAAGAGAAGUGAAUCAUCACCAAUAUGUUCUGGAAAUGGAGAGUGUAAGAAUGAAAAAUGUGAAUGCCAAAAAGGAUGGUCUGGAAUAUUCUGUCAUAUUGAUAAUAACAACAAUAAUAAUGGAAAUAAUACAAUCACACCAAAUCCAGAUAAUCCAGGAAUUAUUAUUGAUAAUAAUGGAAUUAGUUAUCGUUUUGAACUAUUUUCAAUUAAAGAGAUUGAUGACACUUCAAAUACAAUCAAAACACUUUUAUUAUCAAAAGUUGAAUGGAAAUUAGAAUCAACAAAUAAUAAUUCGAUAAUUCAUCCAAUUACAAAAGAAAAAAUUCAAUUCUUUAAUUGGACAUAUUCAGCAAAUCCAACAUCAAUAGAAUUCUCAUCAAUUUCAAUAUCAUUCAUUCAAUACAAACAACUAAAUAAUAUGAUUUUAACAACAACAACUUUCCCAAUAGAAUUUGCAGGAAAAGAAUUCGAUAUCCAACUCGGAUCACAUAAAUACACGAUGAGAAUUGAUAAUUGGCCAUUUUCAUCGAAUUUGAAUUCAUUAGUCCUGACUACAAGAGUAUCAAACCCAAUAGGUCAAAAAGAUGGAUGUGGUAAUAUUUUAUCAUCAGAGAAUGGAGAAUUAUUAACAUCAAGUUCAUCAGGAGUAACAACAUUCAAUAUUGGUGAUGGAAAUGGUAAUUAUAUUGUUGGUAAUCUAUUAAACACCAUUAUAUUAGAUACUAUUCCAAUGAUUGCACAAUUCGAAUAUGUCCAAGUCAAAGGAUCAGUUGAGAUCAACACAAUUAUUCCAUAUUUCAGUGAAUUCGUUGUUGUUGAUCCUGACUUUAGUUUAAUUCUAUCAACUAAGAGUGAUUCUGGAUGUAACAACAGUGAUAAUAAAUGGAAAGUUAUUGUUGGAGCUGUUAUUGGAAGUGUAGUGGGUGUUGCAUUAAUUUUAGGUUUAGCUGUUUACCUCAAAAAGAGGCAUACUGCAAAUUUCUACAACAGAAAGAUUGCAAAUUCAUUAAAAAAAGAAAAUUCACUUCUUUAA